Messenger RNA from Cuscuta europaea, 852 nucleotides. The record is from the annotation of a GenBank genome assembly. Lineage: Eukaryota; Viridiplantae; Streptophyta; Magnoliopsida; Solanales; Convolvulaceae.
UGAGAUUAUCCAAGUCAUUGAGAAGGAACUCAAUCUGCGUGUCUGUUUGAUGCUGCCAGGUGAAGUGGAGUUUGAUACCAGAGGGAAAGAAUGCAAAUUUUCAUCAUACAUUAUCAACUUUUCUGAUAUCAACGAUAUGAAAGAAUUGUGGAAAUUGGCUUUCGAGAAGGGGAAAGCCCGAAAAGCAGAAUACAUCGCCAAGAGGAAUUGUGAUUUAGUAUCUCAUCAUGUGGAGACCAGCAGCGCAGAUGAACCUGCUGCUGAUGAGGUACAGAAGGAGGCGGACGAGGAAGAGGAGGGGAAAAAGAAUCACUACCACAAAAGGGAAGAGAGUAUUGUAGAGAGCAAAGAAGAUUGCCGCGGUGAGCCUAAAAAGAAGCCAAGGUUGAACUGGAAUGCAGAUAUGCAUCAGAGAUUUGUGCAGGCUAUCCAGAAGUUAGGCUAUGACAAGGCUGUUCCAAAAAAGAUAGUUGAGCUUAUGAAUGAGCCAGGGUUGACAAGAGAGCAUGUUGCCAGCCAUCUGCAGGUCUGUGUGUUUCAUUCAUGUCCUGCAUAUGUUGCCUAUGAGUUAUAAUAUUUUUUGCACUUGUGAGGAUUUUUCUUUUGUGCAUGUUAGUUGUUUAUAUUUAUUUAUUUAUUUAUUUAUUCAUUCAUUCAUUUACUUUUAAGCGCAUUAAUUCUGUUGUAUAUAGUUGCGGUCUUUAAUUAACUUUUAUAUUUUCAGUAAUUAAAUGCUUAUUUCAGUUCUUGUAUUGUUGUACAUACACGCAACCUGUGAUUCAUAUCAGAAUUGAGUGUAUAUAUGUUUUUAGUAUGUACAUUUUAGUUAAUGUUACAUAUUUAGAAAAACAA